AUGUUUGGCCGAUUAACGCACAAAAUUUGGAUAUGUUGUGACACAGCGAGAAGAUUAAGUGCUGCGGCUGGAGUUAGCCGAAGCAGUACUUUUGUGGAUAUCGUUCAACAUCGACAUCGAGAACUACUCUCGACCCUGGAUGCCAAAAUCGAUGCUGCCUUUGAGGAAAAAGAACAACUAAACAAGAAAAUAGGACCUGCCACCUUGCAGAAAUUCGAAUCACUUUCCCAGCGAUGCCUCAAUACGGAGAAAGUCAUACUCGUUCCAAUUGGAUCUCUCGUUUAUGGGCUAGGAUAUCAGCAAUCCGAUUAUGAUUCAGUGCUGUUUGUAAAGAAUAAGAAGGAACGAGACGCUUUUAUGCAAAUCAUUCACUCAAAUCAAGAUCUUCGAGGGGCUUUAUUUGAAUCUUUGUCGGCCCUCAUUGGACGAAAUUCUCCCGAAAUCCUCAAUAAAGAAGUGUCGAGAGUUAUCCCGUUAACUUUCUUGAAGAUACCACUGCUAGUUAUUGAAUUCACCGAUGGAUCAUCAAUUGACAUUUCGAUUCCCGAUAACGAUUUUCAGGCCAUUCGUAAUUCGAAUCUCGUUCGAUAUUACUUAAAGGCGGAUAAACGAUUCGGCAAAAUGCUGCUUUACAUUCGACGCUUAUUUGAGGAGUGCGGGGUUAAAAAUAGUAAGGCGGGUCUUCUUAGCAACUAUCACAUAGUGAUGACGAUUGUGCACUUUUUGCAAAGUGAACAGUCACUUACACCGUGGCAAGUUCUUCCUGUUUUGUGUCAAACACACCCAUCAUUGGUCGGCCGUGAUCUACCGAUUGAGCAAAUUAUCAGACAACUCGCAAUCCCAAUCUCGAACUUGACUUUCGAUUAUCAGUCGAAUAACAAAAUGCACGUUUCUGAAUUGUUGAUCAGAUACUUUGACUACUACUCUCGUUUCAACUUUACGAAGGAGGCCAUUCAUAUAGAGCAAGGGCAAGCAAGACGAAUGUCAAGGAAAAGUAUCGGUGACGAGCAACGUUUGAUGAUCAUCGAUCCGUAUUCUCAUGGAACGAAGUCAUUCGUUUCACUUGCGGGAGAAUGCGAAAUGGCAACU
Mesorhabditis belari is the source of this 1089-nucleotide messenger RNA. The record is from the annotation of a GenBank genome assembly. Lineage: Eukaryota; Metazoa; Nematoda; Chromadorea; Rhabditida; Rhabditidae.